Acanthosepion pharaonis is the source of this 1563-nucleotide messenger RNA. The record is from the annotation of a GenBank genome assembly. Lineage: Eukaryota; Metazoa; Mollusca; Cephalopoda; Sepiida; Sepiidae.
AUGUUAAAUAAAGCUCGCCAAUUUGUUAGCAGUUUCAUGGGCAGCACGGCCAUUCUUAAAUCGGAAAGUUACCAACGUACCCGCGCAUCACGUCGUCAUCUAGAAGAAGAAGAAGACGGUGAUGAUAGUGGAACUUCUAACAAUGCACGUCAACGUUCAUCGGGUAUUUUCUCUUCGAAACGAUUGGCAUCGGGGGAUGAUGCAAAUACUAGCAUCACCUAUCCAUAUACGCGACCGACUUUUCUAUUCCUAAGUCCAGAUCAAAUGGAACAGGCAAAGGACCAUUCCGUCAGACCCGUGGUUGUACCCGAUGAUUUACAAAAAAUCCCACUCAGGGCCGGAUACGCCGAAGUUAUAAAUGCUGGCAAGUCAGAACUCAAUGAAGAUCAGGCUGUUGCUGUGCGCUGUGUCAUUUCUCGUCAUAGCAAUACUCAUGCAACAAAUGUAAAUAUUGCAUCAGUAAAUAAAACUGAUGAGACUAUCAGUAAUGAAAGUCCUGAUAAUGAACAAACGGUUGUCGAAGAGUUGAAGAACAAAGUAGAGUUUACAUAUUUUGGCAUUUUUGAUGGACAUGGUGGAUAUGGUGCUGCAGUUAUGGCAUCACAGAAUCUGCAUAUCUGUCUCAUGAAACACUUAACCAAAAUUCUAGACUUGGAUUUGUUGUCCAACAAAUGCAAUUCCCUUUACCAUACAAUCAAUACUGAUGAUCUCAUUAUUGGGGCUUUGGAAUCCUCUUUCUUUGAAAUGGAUGACCUGAUCUUUGAAGAAAGACACUCCUGUCCCAACACAGGAGGCUGCACAGCUUUGGUAUCUGUGCUUCUACAAGACAAAUUAUAUGUAGCACAAGCAGGAGAUAGUCGUGCUGUUGUAAUUCGGAAAGAUGAAAUAAUCUGCUUAUCCAAUGAAUUCACGCCAGAAACGGAGAGAGAACGAAUUCUUCAAGUUGCACUUGCUAAUCCAAAUUUACUCCACAAUGAAUUUUGUUCAUCCCAAUUUGCACGAAAUGUCUGGAAGAAGGACCUUGGCAAGCAAAUAUUGUGUCGGACUGGAUACAUGAAAGGAUGGAGUCCAAAGGUGAUUACAAGUGAUGAUGUAAAGCCACCAUUAAUAAGUGGAGAUGGAAAAAAGGCCUGUCUGAUGGGAACAAUACGUGUGAGUCGAGGGUUUGGUGAUCAUGAUCUUUGUGUGAUGUCUUCCAGUGUACAAUUGAAACCAUUUCUGUCAUGUGUACCAGAGGUUCAAGUCUAUGAUUUAAGUCAACAAGAUCUUUCUAGUACUGAUAUUUUACUGAUGGGAUCUGAUGGAUUCUGGGAUUGCAUGACAAAUGAAGAAUCAGCAGAUUAUAUCCAUAAGAGAAUGGAAGAACUGAAGGACACUAAUGACAAGUGGGUGAUUCUUGCCAAGGAACUUGUUCUGAAGGCCCGUGGAGAUACUUCUCCAGAAUAUGCCUGGAAAAGAAAUUCUAAGCAGCUAGGAUCCUAUGAUGAUAUAACUGUAUUUGUCAUACCUCUUGGCCUCUACUUAAAGGAGAAAAAGGACUCUGCUAAAGUAUGGACUAAUUGA